AUCAGAGACAGAGUAGGGCGGGUCUUCACGGAAUGCGGACGGAAAAAAAAUAACGCACACGAGAAGCAAACAUUCAACCAGACACCUAAAAAAAAACGUCGUUGUUACGGUUAAAAUCCGUGUCACUAACUGUUUUACCGGACACCGUAUAGCAUAGCAUCCGGACGUUUAUUCCGUCAAGUGCGCGACGUCGCUUCUCCCGUCGUUUCUUACGGAAUGACAACAAACUAACUGCUAACUAAAAGCUAACGUCAAGACGAACAUCUCAGACGGUGGCUAGUUAGUUUAGCUCCACCUGACGCUUGAUAAGUGUCUGUCAACCCUCAGAAAGACGUCGACAGUCUCAUGGUGGCCUCAGUUCAAUGGGGAACUGUCUGUUUUCUCAAGGUGCGGAUGAUCUGUCGCUGUUGAAUGAGUCCGAGGGGGGCAGUUUGCCCGGAGAGCCUCCGCCGCCCUACCAGGAGCGCUCCCACCCAGUGCAGGUGUACCAUCCCACCCCAAGCGAGAGUCGUCUGGCUAACCAGCUGACGGAGGAGGAGCAGGUCCGCAUCGCUCAGCGCAUCGGUCUCAUCCAUCACCUGCCCAGAGGCAUCUUCGACCGGGGCUCCGACCCGUCUGACAAGAAAGUUAAAGAGUGUGUGAUCUGCAUGAUGGAUUUUGAGUACGGCGAUCCCAUCCGGUUCUUGCCCUGUCUUCACACCUACCACGUCGACUGCAUCGACCCCUGGCUGAUGCGCUCCUUCACCUGCCCCUCCUGCAUGGAACCAGUUGACGCGGCGCUGCUGUCCACUUACGAAACCAACUGAGCAGCCCCCCCCCCUGGUCGGCUGCUCCCGCCUAAAAGUUACUGCACCUUCUUAGCCGAAACUGUCCUAGCUUUUCAAACACGUAGCCAAGGUAAUGUGGCAUUAUGCAGAUGUUUGGAGCAUGUUUAAGGACGCAGAAAGAUGUUGAAAACUGUACCCUACAGUACAUUUGUUAGGUCCAAUGUGUACCGAUUUGGGCUUUUGAAACUCUUUGCCUUUUACAGUACGACAAUGUGCCAAAUUACGCGAGAUGAAGAAUACGGAAAGCUGUACAAGUAGCAAAAUAUUACUCCAAAGUCAUUUCAUGUCUGUAUGACCAACAGUCUACUUUAAUUUGGGAUUUUUAUGGUAGUUAGAUGCAUGUCAUCGAUGUCAUUCACCUCCCCUUUCAAGAUGUAACGUGCAAUAUGUAAUGUCAACGGAGAGAAGGCAGGGAAAUAGUCUCGGUCCAGCGGACAUCGUUGUUUGUCAGAAAGUGAAAACAUGACGUGAAGUUAUUGUUUUAUUCAAAUGAACUCAUGGCCUUCAAUGCCUUCCUUCAUGUCGACUGAGAUGCAAUCAUCAAUCAAUCAAUCAUCAAUCAAUCAAUCAUCAAUCAAUCAGAAAUACAACCUGAGUCUUUUCUGAGCAAAGACAUGAGGUCCCAUGACCAUUUAUGAUUCAUUUCAGCUUUUGAAGAUAUUUGAAGAUUGAACGUUUUGUUGUCUGUACUGUAGUAUUUCCUUCAAAGCUGCUUUUCUCAAAUGUGGAUCUGUUUUUUGCCUUUCUACAGUACGGAUGCUCUCCUUCGCUUUGCCUCUGUUUUGUUUCAAAUCAAAUAGUCAUCAGUGUGUGUGUGUGUGUGUUUGUGUUCAUUGUUUACUGUCAGUGACAUUUACAAAGACAAGAUUCGCUGUGCAAUCCCCCUAAAAGCACCUUGGGAGACCCCUCAUCUGGCACUCAGUAGCUAAUAGAUUUUGUAGAGGAUUGUGUGUUUUUAUGUGUGUGUGCACGUGUGUGUUUGGAGAGGAUUGUGGGUGGAGAUUGGCUUGUUAACGUUGUGAAUUGACUCUCUGUCUGUAGUUUGAAGCUGUUGGAUUUAGUUUAGUUUUGAUGGCCUUCUUACAGCAUGUGAUGCCGAGUCUGAUAAAACAAAAUGCUUUCAGCUUUCAGGUAUUAGACGUGUCCUAUCUGAUACUGAGUAAUGUAUAGCACAAACAAGUCAAAUGGUGAAAGGUGCUACAGCAGUUUAUUGGAAUGUAUCUUGAAUGUAAAGCAUUAAUUCAGCUUUUAAAGAUCCAAUCAGCACAAAUAAGAAGAGAGGACAUUUCUGAUUUACUCAGGCUGCUGUGCCUUUUAAGGUUGAGGUAAGCCAAUUCCUGUGAAGUACAAUCAUUUCUGACAUCACUUCUUCUUCUUUUGUUUCUUUUAGUUGUCCUCUAGAGGGAGACAGAUACCAGCACUGUACUGAUAUGUGUCAAUAUGAAACAGGCCUAAGAUGAAGCCAGAUGUUUGUUUGUUUGUUUGUUUUUUCGUUUUUUGUUUUUUUUUUCUGGCAAAUGUCAUUUUAUGUUUUAAUUUAUAUUGUGUGCAGCCUGUGCACAGAUUUUAGGAAAACCAUGAAACCACAAUAAAAGUGGAUGAGAAAUUUUA
Thunnus maccoyii (southern bluefin tuna) is the source of this 2438-nucleotide messenger RNA. It is a transcript of the gene rnf11a, whose product is annotated as ring finger protein 11a. The coding region runs from base 363 to 806 and encodes 147 amino acids. The transcript is spliced from 3 exons. The record is from RefSeq and is a predicted model, not a curated record. NCBI's taxonomy places the organism in Eukaryota, Metazoa, Chordata, Actinopteri, Scombriformes, Scombridae.